GUUCUAUCAUCAGAUGCCGACAUUCAAUAUUAAGCGCCCACGUAGGCGGGAACCUAAUGUUUACCAACGAUGGUGACCCCCAACACGGUAGCUUAUUGGUUGCUAUUAGUCACUGGCUUUACCCUAGCUCUGGCUGCAUGGUAUUCCAAUCGACGGUCUAAACUUCCUUUGCCGCCUGGUCCCCCUCGUUAUUGGCUAUUUGGCACUGAAAUUCCAACUGGAUCUCCAUGGCUUCGUUACGAAGAAAUGACGCAAAAAUACGGUCCUGUAUUCUCGUUGAGGCGGGGAUUGACCGACAUUAUCAUCAUUGGGCGAUAUGAGCCGGCGUUAGAGAUAAUGGAGAAGGAAAAUGCCAUCCUACAGGAUCGUCCAAGGUCUAUCGCAGUGCAGGAAACGAUGUGUAAAAAUAUGCGCCUACUCAUGAUGGGGGCAGGUGAACGCUUUAAGAAGUUCCGCAGAGUUAUUCAAUCCCAGCUUAGUACCAGGGUAAUUCAAACGUACCAGCCAUUGCAAAUGAAAAACGCAGUCAAUCUUGUCAGGGAUCUCUUGGAAGAUUCUUCGCAACAUAUCGAACACGCAAAGCGUUACGCGGCAUCGGUAGUUAUCACACUCACUUACGGAAAGCCGUCGACGACAUCAUAUUCUGAUCCUUUAGUUCAAAAGAUCUUGCUGUUUGCGCAUAGAUUCGGUACUGUCAUUAGGACUGGUGCUUACUGGGUUGACUCAAUGCCGAUCCUUCAAUACGUGCCUGGAUAUCUUUCGCGGUUGCGCCGCUGGCACAAAGAAGAGCUUGCCUUCUCUCGAUCAUCGGUGGACACAGUAAAAGAACAAAUUAACCGAGGCGAGCACAUUAUCAAACCGAACUUCGUCCAAAAUCUAUUGGAGAAGAAAUUGAAAAAUGACAUGUCAGAAGACGAAAUUGCUUUCCUGUCUGGAGGAUUAUUCCUUGCUGGAGCCGAUACUACUGCCUCCGCUAUUAGUAUCAUGAUGAUGGCAGCGGCAUGCUUUCCUGACACCCAAAGUAAAGUUCAAGGCCAACUAGACGCAGUCGUGGGCCGGGGCCGCGCUCCUACAUUCGCGGAUGAAGCGUCUCUUCCAUUCAUCGUCGCAUUCAUUCUGGAAUGCUACCGGUGGCGACCCGUAAGCGCUACAGGCUUUCCUCAUAGAGCCAUGAAGGAUAUUAUAUGGCGUGGUUACCGUAUCCCUGCCGGUGCAACCGUUAUCGGCAGUCAUUGGUCGAUUGCUCGUUCUCAGAACGUUUUUCCUGAACCAGAGAAAUUCUGCCUAGAAAGAUGGUUAGACUCGUCGGGUAAUAUCCGAGACGACAUCAAGUCAAUGAACUUCGGCUUUGGCAGACGAGUCUGUCCCGGACAGCAACUAGCCAAUAGAUCACUGUUCAUAACAACCGCUUUCGUGUUAUGGGCUUUUCGCUUGAAGGAAGUGGAUGGUUCUCCGAUCGAUACUCAGGCGUUUACGCAAACGGCUAAUCUACAUCCCCUGCCUUUCGCCCUCGAUUUCGAGACACGGAUUCCAAAAGAAGAGCUUAAACGAAUUCUGAAUGACUACGAAGCGCUUGUAUGAGCGAUGCGGAGCUCGGCCGCAUAAGGAUCGUAAUGGCAGUGCCGACUCCGAAAGUCCAAGUAUUUCCUUCCAUAAAUAUAUAUAUACAAGCCGAGUGACCUCUGAUUCAUCACCUGAGUGGGGCAGCUCUCGAAUCUGAGUCGACCCCCUUGUCAUCGACAGUGCUUUCGCCGUCUUGAGGCUUCGUUGGACUGGUUUCGACGUCCCAUCGAGAGCGUAGCGAGAACCGCAACUCAGUCAUAGCUUUGGUCUCAUCCUGAUAAGUUCUGCUAUGUACUCGGAUAAUGA
This is a messenger RNA of Guyanagaster necrorhizus, 1869 nucleotides long. Its product is annotated as cytochrome P450. The coding region runs from base 70 to 1581 and encodes 503 amino acids. Gene Ontology annotation, molecular function: heme binding; iron ion binding; oxidoreductase activity, acting on paired donors, with incorporation or reduction of molecular oxygen. The record is from RefSeq and is a predicted model, not a curated record. Lineage: Eukaryota; Fungi; Basidiomycota; Agaricomycetes; Agaricales; Physalacriaceae. The transcript has 14 exons.